UGCACCGUGUUUUGUUUGUCUGUCUGCGCAGCAGUGAUGAAAUCGCGGGGUUUGCUGCUGCUGGCUCGCUACAAACGGAGGAAAUCUCUCCUGACUUCCCGCUCAUGAAGACCGCGGUGACACCGGAGGACGCACGGAGCAGGACUGAACGGGAGCAGCAGCGCCGAGGCUGUGGAGUCAGGUGCUGCUGGAUGAGAGUCUGACUAGGCAUUUUCUCCCCGGUGACAGAGACAAUCUCAGCGGCGCAUCUUCCCACAUCCUCCUCCCCUCCCUUCUCCUCUCCUCUCCUCCUCCGCUGCCCUCCAAGCCUGCAGCCCUCCGACCAUGGCCCUGGUGACUCUGCAGCGCUCCCCCACUCCCAGUGCAGCAUCCUCGGCCAGCACGACCAACAGCAGUGCGGGGGAGGAUUUUGGAAGUGAUGAUGAGCGGAAAAAUAAUCAGAGCCUCAGUGAGAGCUUCUUCAUGGUCAAAGGAGCUGCUCUGUUCCUCCAGCAGGGCGGCAGCGCACAGGGACCAAAGACCCCCACCCACCACAAGCAUGCAGGUGAUUUACCUCAACACCUGCAGGUCAUGUUCAAGAUCCUCCGGUCUGAAGAUCGCAUUAAGCUGGCUGUACGGUUAGAGAGCGGCUGGUCAGACCGGGUGCGCUACAUGGUCGUCAUCUACACCAAUGGCCAUCAAGAUACGGAGGAAAACAUCGUCCUGGGAAUGGACUUUACAGACAAGGACAGUAAAAAUUGCUCUAUUGGGAUGGUGCUGCCACUGUGGAGUGAUACCAACAUACAUUUAGACGGAGACGGAGGCUUCAGCGUGAACACGGCAGGGCGGUCACAUGUCUUCAAGCCUGUGUCGGUUCAGGCCAUGUGGUCUGCUCUGCAGGUCCUCCACAAGGCAUGCGAGGUGUCGCGCCGCUUCAACUACUUCCAAGGUGGCAUCGCUCUCACGUGGAUGGCCUUCUAUGAGAGCUGCAUCACCUCAGAGCAAAGCUGCAUCAAUGAGUGGAACGCUAUGACCGACCUGGAGUCCACCCGGCCUGACUCACCCACCAUGUUCGUCGACCGGCCGACUGAGCGAGAGAGGACAGAGUGCCUCAUUAAAGCCAAGCUACGCACCAUCAUGACAUUUCAAGACCUGGAGAACAUCACCUCAAAGGAGAUCCGUAACGAGCUGGAGCAGCAUAUGAGCUGUAACCUCAAAGAGUACAAAGAGUUCAUCGACAACGAGAUGCUUCUGAUCCUGGGUCAGAUGGACAAGCCCACACUUAUCUUUGAUCAUGUGUACUUGGGCUCUGAGUGGAACGCCUCCAACCUGGAAGAACUACGUGACUGCGGAGUGGGCUACAUCCUCAAUGUUACCAGAGAGAUUGACAACUUCUUCCCAGGGAUGUUCUCUUAUCACAACGUCCGCGUGUACGACGAGGAUGCCACCGACCUGCUGGCCCACUGGAACGACACCUACAACUUUAUAGUCAAAGCCAAGAAGAACAAUUCCAAGUGCCUGGUGCACUGUAAGAUGGGGGUGAGCCGGUCUGCCUCUACAGUAAUUGCCUAUGCAAUGAAGGAAUACGGCUGGUCCCUGGAGAAAGCCUACAACUUUGUCAAGCAGAAACGGAGUAUAGCUCAGCCGAACGCUGGUUUCAUGAGACAGCUGGCAGAGUACGAGGGAAUCCUGGACGCAAGUAAACAGCGCCACAACAAGCUAUGGAGGCCUGGAACAGAUGAGGAGGGAUCAGAGGAUUUGCAAGCCUCUGGUCACUGCACUGGUGGGGAGGAGACACCAGUGCUCAGAGGGGAAGAAGCCUGGGGAGGCUGUGGAGCCUCUCCUUGCAGGGGUAUGGGUCUAGAGAUGGAGCCUCUUGACUCUCUCAACUAUAACUAUUACUUCAGACGUUUGUCAGACUCUGCACUAGACAGUGAGCCCUCCACCCCGGUGCGGGGUCCCCCUCUGCUCGGUAUGGAAAGAGUUUUCAUUGAGAUUGAAGACGUAGAGAGGGAUGCCCUGUUGGAGGAUGAGGGUUUCCCCAUGGCCCAUUUAGCCCUGCCUGGCGAUGGCACGGCAGCUCAGACGUGUGGGCGCCUCGACCCCCUGGAGGAUAUGAGGCUGAGGCUCGAGAUCAGCACUUUGGAGGAAGAGGAUGAGGAAGAGGCCAAGAAAGAGGAGGCUGAGAUGGCGGCCUUGGCUCAAACGCCUGGAAAUUCGGAUGGGAAGAGGGCAGGGGAUGAGGCCGAGAGGACGGAGGAAAGCCGGUUGGGCCUGGCCAACCUGAACACCAACAACAGCAACCGCCUGGCCGCCAAGCGCAGCUGCCCUGCAGCUUUUGACGACAGUGCUAGCACAGGAAACCCUUUAAAAGUGAAGCCCUCCUAUCAGUCCUGUAAAGACUGCCUGCGUCUACCACAAGGGCGGCGCUGUGACCGUCCAGCAGGAGGCCGUUCUCACCGCCUUAACCCCUCCCGUCACUGCACUGUCCCCACUAUAUGCAUAGAUCCGCCCGGGACCAAUUUUGCCUCCACCCCAAUUCUGCAGUCCCUCCAAACCCCUGCAGUUGUCCCACCUAACUUGGUCCAGCCCUGUAGUCAUCUGUACCGCUGUGCCACCUGCACCCCCGGUGUCCCACCUGUCCCGCAAACCAACCACCAGAAACUUAUCUCACCCAUGAACUGUGAGGAGACGCCUCCUGACCACAGCUCGGUGGAGACAGAGGACAUGGAUGAACCACAAGGGGACGGCAUGGGAGGAGAAAUAACGAGGGAGGAUGCAGGGGGCAUCAGUGCGACUUCGGCUGAAGGUUUAGAAUUACAACCUGAUGGUGCAGUGGAGCUCCAGCAGCAGGCACUGGCUCAGCUGCAAAUGCCAGGACUGGGUAUAGAAUUUGGCCUGGAGCUGAUGCGACAGAGGGCAGAGCAGCUGGAGAAGCUGCCAAGCUUGGCCAUGGAGGGCCAGCUCCCAGUGGGGCCCCUGCCUUAACAUAUACAUGGAUGAGAUGCCUCCAGCAGGUACACUAUGAUGGCUGUGGGUCUGUAGAUGACUGCCGCUGUGGUGUCAUACCAGAAACGAAGCUCUGCUCUGACCUGUACUGUUAUGUCCUGGCCUCAUAGCUGCACUGUCACAAGCUGCAAAAGGCCUCUCUGUACUUUCAGAGAGUCUCCUGUCAUUAUCUACUGGCAUUAAGACCAAGAUGAGGCUGCUUGUUUUGACCAUACGCUAAAGGCUUGGACACUUUUGGCCAGUUAAGGACUUGAGACUUUCCUGUGUCCUUCCACUUCUCCCUUAAACCUGACUGAGGCCGAUCUGGUCUCUUCUGAGCCUGUCAGCCCCACACCACAUACAGGAUCAUCACACUUCCCCACAGCCCAGUGGAGAUGAGCGUUAUGCUGCCAUUUUACCCUCAACAGACAGGUUUGGCAUAUUCCCAAGAUAGGAGACAGUGAUGGUUUGUAAGAUCUGGUUGUUCCUUUUUAACUACUGAGAACGCUAUAGCUAGCACUUUGAUGUUGAUGGAAAGAGAAAUACCUGAAGUAACAUGCUUCUGUCAGUGUACUGUAUGUUUUUCAAUCCUAACUCAUCAGCAGUAUUCAUGAAGGAGCUCAAUGAAUGUUUGCAGUUGAGCCAUUUUGAUUGCAUCCAGCAUCUCCUCAUGUUACCGCUGAUAGCUGAGUCCUCUCUAACCGUCACUUAUGUUUUCCCUGCUGCAGCUGCUUCCGCACCACGGAAGGGCAUUUCAUGUGGAAGCAUAAUCAUUUUUAAAAAGGAUGUGAGCCUUUUUAUGCCUCUUUGUAAAGCGUCGUACCUCGGACCACAAGCAUCUCGAACUGUUUUGGUCAAAGACUCUUCUGUUGUCUCUGCUCAGUGGCUGGUUCACCCUGACCUCCUCCAUUAAAGUUACUGUAAUCACAUACUUAAAGCACUCAUUUAAGCCCCAUGCAUGACUUUGCAGUAUUACAGAACAUAUCAACAUGCUUAGAAAGAAAACAUAUUUAAGUCGUGUUUUUUAAAUACUAAAAAAACAAAGUUUUGACAUUCAAAUGUGUCAUUCUUCAGUUUAAGUGAGCAGCAUUCAUUCAUCAGAUGGAUGAUAAAUUGGUUGAAUUGGACCUAACCUCUCGUCUUAUGCCUGGAAGAAUGACAAAAAAGACCGAAGAAAUACCUUUAAGUUGUUGGAAUUCAUUUAUUUAAAUGUCAGGAAACAUUCAGAAGCUCAAAUGUAAUUUUGUUUUCCACACCUGAUCUGAUCACUUCCUGAUGUAACCAAAGCCAUAUCUUGUUGCCAGAUCCAGUGAAUCACCAUCAUGAUUUAAAGUCUUCUCUUACUUUUUUACCCAGUCUGCAUCUCAUUAGUCAUUAAAGGGAUAGUUCUUUUUUUUUUUUUCAGUCCGAGAAGUUCAAGUAUCUCGGGGUCUUUUUCAUGAGCAAGGGUAGAAUGGAGUGUGAGAUGGAUCGGCAGUUUGGUGCAGAGUCCGCAGUGAUGUGGGUGCUGGGCUGGACCGUUGUGGUGAAGAGGGAGCUGAGCUGAAAGGCGAAGCUUUCGAUUUACUGGUCCAUCUACGUCCCAGCUCUCACCUAUGGUCAUGAGUUCUGGGUAGUGAUCGAAAGAAUGAGAUCGCAGAUACAAGCGGCCGAAAUGAGUUCCUUUCGUGGGGUGGCUGGGUUGAGCCCUAGAGAUAGGGUAAGGUGUUCAGAUAUCCAGAGGGAGCUUGGAGCAGAGCCGCUGCACCUUUGCGCCGAAAGGGGUCAGUUGAGGUGGUUCGGGCAUCUGAUUAAGAUGCCUCCUGGGCACAGGUAGGAGGC
Epinephelus lanceolatus (giant grouper) is the source of this 4788-nucleotide messenger RNA. It is a transcript of the gene ssh1b, whose product is annotated as slingshot protein phosphatase 1b. Gene Ontology annotation, molecular function: actin binding; phosphatase activity. Lineage: Eukaryota; Metazoa; Chordata; Actinopteri; Perciformes; Serranidae. The record is from RefSeq and is a predicted model, not a curated record. Gene Ontology annotation, biological process: protein dephosphorylation; negative regulation of actin filament polymerization.